CAAACUCGGAACGAGUCAGUGAGGAUCCGUGGCUCCUCUUUGCAGUGCACGUCGAAAUCUCAGGGAGAGUCUUUCGUCUUUCUCUCUCUCUCUCUUUCUCUCUCUCUCUCUCUCUCUCUUCCUCUAUCUCUUUCUAUCUAUCUAUUUCUUUCUCUAUCUCUCUCUCUCUUCUCACUCUCUCUCUCUCUUUUUCUUUCUUUCAUCUUUCUCACCUGCUCUCUUCUUUUUCCUCUUUUCAACAUUUUUUUUUUUUCUUUCGAAGCACUCCUAUCUCCUCUUGCGUCAUUUUUCUCCUUUACCCACAAGAUCAUCAUCGUCGUCGUCGUCGUCGUCGUCGUCGUCGUUGUAGUCGAUUCUUCUCCUCUCAAAGACUCUCACCUUCCCCUCUUGUUCCCUCUCAAAAAUCCCUACCACCUCGAUAACUCGUUAACUCACUCAUUCACUCUUCCCCCUCUUUCUCUCUCUCUCUCUCUCUCUCUCUCUCUCUCCCUCCCUGUCUCUCAUUUUUUUUCUUUCCCUCUCACCUGUCCGUUCAUCUACUUGCUCGAAGACUCCCGUCGCGCGGCAUCUCACUUUCGAAUUUUUAUGGCAGCGUACACAACACGCUGCCUCUCGCGAGACCGUCGAGUUUCUAUCGGCUCGGCGCAAUCACGUGGAGGAUCCACUUAGUUUUCGUAAAAGUCAUCGAUGCUAUUUCGUCGUCGUCGUCAUCGUCCUCGUCGUCGUCUUUGUUGUCAUCGUCAUCGUCAUCGUUAUUGUUAUUAUUAUUGUCAUCGUAUUAUUACCGAAGCAACGGCAACGGCUAACAACAACAACAAUAAUAACAACAACAACAACAACAACAACAACAACAAUAACAACGACAACAGCAAGGAUAGACGAUAAUCAUUUCGUCUGAUUCUAUCAUCCCUAUCAGCAUUAUUUCAUCCUUCGUUUGCGUCGUUUAUCCAAGAAAAGGAGAUAUUAUUCAGGGUGGGCCAGGUCGAUGUUCUACACGGCUCCGAGGGAAUCGAGUGACGCUUCACUUCCGUCGGGAACAGUUUCGGUCGGGAGGAAGCUCAUAUGGAAUGGCAUCGUGUGGAUCCUUGCCGAGGAGAAGGGGGCCGAUCGCGAUAACGAUGCUCGUCGUUUUGACGAGUGCCGUGUCAGGCGGCUUUUGUCCGCCACGAUGUCGUUGCGACGACGAAACCCUAAAGGCAUCAUGCGCUUACGCGGAUCUCGAAUUCGUACCGAUCCAGCUCAAUCCGGAGAUACGACAUUUGGAUCUGUCGAACAAUCGCGUGGCAAACCUACACUUAACAUUUUGUUUCUACGGUAACCUGGAAAGUCUCGAUCUUAGUUCGAAUCUGAUUCGUACACUUGGGACGGACAAUUUCGCACUUCAAACGAGCCUUUUAACCCUCAACGUUAGUUCGAAUUCCAUCAGGACAAUAGCGAAAAAUGCUUUGAACGGUUUGAAAUCAUUGAGAGAGUUGAAUCUGGCUGACAACAACAUAACGGAGAUGGACGAGCAAGCGUUCAAAUAUACCAGCGAGUUAGAAGUUCUCGAUCUCAGUGGUAACUCCAUCACAAGUUUGCCUAAAGAUCUGAUGAAGAAUCUACACAAGAUAAGAACGUUACUUCUAAAAAGAAAUUCUCUUUUGGAGGUACCAGCCGAUAAUCUGGCUUUGGCACCGAGCCUGGAGAACGUCGAUCUUUCGGAGAAUCUUAUUCAGGAAUUAACAAGAGACUCCUUGCCGUCCUUACCGUCGUUGGUCUCGUUGAAUUUAGCGGACAAUGUGAUCAGAAGUAUCGCCGACGAUGUCUUCGACCGAUUGCCAGGUUUGUUGCGUCUCGAUCUCUCGGGAAACAACUUGACCUCGGUGCCGACUGUUGCAUUGGCCAGACUUAAUGUUCUUUCGAGUUUGAUACUCAAUCGUAAUCCCCUUGGUACAUUACGUCCUGUGGCCUUUCGCAAUCUCUUCGAACUGAGAAGUCUCGAACUCGACGAUUGCACGCUUGAGAAUAUCCACGCGAGAGCGUUUGCGGAUAAUGUCAAUCUCGAAAGGAUCUCGUUAGAUGGGAAUCGCGAACUCAAGGAAUUACCUGGACGUGUAUUGUACGGUGCUCGAUAUUUAAAAUGGGUUUCCCUGCGUCGUUGCAGUCUCGCGACUCUUCAACCAACGCAGUUUCCGGUUGACGGUCUCUCCUUGCUACGAGUCGGCGGGAACCCUCUCGUUUGUAACUGUUCGGUGCAUUGGCUCUGGAACGUUAUCAGAGCGGAAGAAAGGCGUAACGAGACGCGAUUGGAGCUCGACACGAACGACAUCGUUUGUACGGAUGAGGAAUUUGCUGGGAAACCACUGAUCGCCCUACCGGAAGGAUCCCUACGUUGCAGAUUGAGUCCUCUCUAUCUCAGCUUAUCCGCGGCUGGUUGCCUCGCGGCAACAGCCAGUAUCCUGGCAUUGAUAGCUCAUCUUACAAGGGCCAAGAGGAAGAAACGCUUGGCUUAUGCGGCACCAAACAGGCCAGAAUUUUUAGUCUACGUUGGUAGAAGUAACGAGGAAUUAGCGAAGAACGCGGAAUCAUGUAAUAGAAGAUUAUUGGCCCGGCACGAGGACACUUCCUACGACACGCCUAGAGCUAAAGCAGUCGUUAGGGUUCCUAGAUCACAAGAUUGUAACAUUUAUGAAACACCGAGGUACGCUCGGCCAGAAAGACGACUGGAUAUAAUAGAACCACCUACCUCAAUGGCUGGUAUUCAUGGAAGACAACAACAACAACAACAACAACAACAACAACAACAACAGCAACAUCAAUUUCAACAUCAAUAUCAACAACAGCAACAACCAUUGGAUGAGGGUGUCUACGCAGUAGCGGAUGUUACAGGUCUUCGAGAUGAGCCACCGGAAAUGUUAUCCCUUUAUCGUAUGCAGAAUACACGAAUGAACGUACAGCGCGCCGAUUAUGGUUACGAUUAUGAGUACGACUAUGAUUACGAGCCACCGCUUCCGGACAAGCCUCACGUUGUCUUUGUUUGAACGAAGAUGUGGAAGGGAAGUUAAUGUAAGACGAAUAGAGAUAGAGAUACUUAGAUAGAAAGAAAGAAAUAGACAAAGAGAAUGAGAGAGACAGAGAGAGAGAGAGAGAGAAAGAGAAAGAAAGAGAACAAGAGAAAGAGAGAAAGAAAGAGAAUGUGCGUUCCUUUGAUUUCGUUUUACGUUAAAAUGGUCUCGACCAAAUCGAGAUUCCAAUCGCGCUUUUCCAAGGAAUAUCUAUCUAUCUCUAUCUCUAUCUCUCUCUCUCUCUCUCUCUCUCUCUCUCCCUACACCUUCCUUUCCUCUCUCACUCUCUCUCUCUCUCGUCGUUUCGUUCGACGGGAACAGCUGCGCUUCUUCGAUCUUUUCGAGAGCCAACUUACUCGCCUCUCCCAUUCGCGUAUAGUGACUUUGGGAAUGUCUGAGAUAGCUCGUCGAUACCUAGUCUGUGUGUCUUCUUCUUCUUCUUCUUCUUCUCCUUCAUCUUCUUUCUAUAUAUAUAUAUGUGUAUGUGUACCUGUGUGUGUGUGUGUGUGUGUAUGUAUAUGUGUGUUCGU
Messenger RNA from Vespa mandarinia (Asian giant hornet), 3574 nucleotides. RefSeq lists its product as uncharacterized. Lineage: Eukaryota; Metazoa; Arthropoda; Insecta; Hymenoptera; Vespidae. The record is from RefSeq and is a predicted model, not a curated record. Gene Ontology annotation, molecular function: protein binding.